GCGACACACCACGCGUCGCCGCCGGCCUCCGGCACCGCCACCGAAUCGCUGCGUUUCCUUCCUCCGCGUCGGUCACCGAGGCGACGCGCCCCCCGCUCUUCCAGAAGCUUCCAGAAGGGUUGUGGCCGCCCACCGAGCCGCCCUGCCCUUCCGAGGCAUUCACCUUCCCGCGCCGAGAUCUCCCCCCGUCCUCCUCCGCGCUUGAUCUGACAUCCGGGAGGAGGAGCUAUGGCGGUGGGGACGCUGCCGCGGACGAUGGACGCGCUGUCGCGGCGGGCGACAAUGCUACGGGACUCGCUGCGGAGGAGCCAGGGGAACACGGACGGCAUGGUCGCCAUCCUCGGCUCCUUCGACCACCGCCUCUCCGCGCUCGAGGCCGCCAUGCGCCCCACCCAGGUGAGGACGCACGCGAUCCGGACGGCGCACGAGAACAUCGAUAGGACGAUCAAGGCCGCCGACAGCAUCCUCUCGCAGUUCGACCUCGCCCGCCGGGCUGAGGCGGCAAUACUGAGGGGUCCCCAUGAGGAUUUGGAGAGCUACCUUGAGGCAGUGGAGGUGCUGAAAGGCAUCGUUCGCUUCUUUAACUCGAAUAAGAACUUCAAGAGCAGUGAUUCUGUUUUGACUCAUGUCAACAACCUGUUAGCCAAGUCUACUAUGAAGAUUGAAGAGGAAUUUAAGCAGCUGAUGAGUACAUACAGCAAACCUAUUGAGCCUGAUCGCCUGUUUGAUUGUCUCCCCAAGUCUAUGCGGCCAACAAAAGGUGACCAGGAGGCUGAUGGAGGCGGUCGCUCUGAUUAUCAAUCCAAAGGCUUGGAGACUGCCAUAUACAGGACUCCAACGCUAAUUCCUCCCAGAAUAUUGCCUCUCAUGAAUGACAUAGCUCAGCAGUUGGUUCAGGCUGGAAAUCAGCAGUCUUGCUACAAAAUCUACAGAGAUUCCCGUGCUUCAGCACUAGAAAUGAGCCUUCGGAAGCUAGGAGUGGAAAAGCUUAGUAAAGAUGAUGUACAAAAAAUGCAAUGGGAGGCUUUGGAGGCUAAAAUUGGAAAUUGGAUACACUUUAUGCGAAUUGCGGUCAAAUUACUACUAGCAGGGGAAAGAAAAAUCUGUGAUCAGAUUUUUGAUGGCGUCAACUUUAACAAGGGCCAUUGUUUUGCUGAACUGACAGCAAAUAGUGUUUUAACUCUUUUCAGCUUCGGAGAUGCUGUUGCUAAAAGCAAAAGGUCCCCUGAAAAGCUGUUUGUAUUGCUCGACAUGUAUGAAGUAAUGCGUGAACUUCAACCAGAGAUUGACGAAAUAUUUGAAGGCAAACCUUGCACAGAGAUGCGGGAAGCUGCAUCAAGCUUAACAAAGCGCUUGGCACAAACUGCUCAGGAAACAUUUACAGAUUUUGAGGAGGCAGUUGAAAAAGAUGCUUCAAAAACUAUUGUUCAGGAUGGAACCGUCCACCCUUUGACUAGCUAUGUGAUUAAUUAUGUUAAGUUCCUAUUCGAUUAUCAGUCGACAUUGAAGCUACUAUUUCUGGAAUUUGAUAGUGGCACUGAGGCAGAAUCUCAGCUUGCCGCCGUUACCACAAGGAUAAUGCAGGCCCUACAGAAUAACCUGGAUGGAAAAUCUAAACAGUAUAAGGAUCCUGCAUUAACUUACUUAUUUCUUAUGAACAACGUCCACUAUAUGGUUAGAUCUGUUCGCAGAUCAGAAGCAAAAGAUAUACUUGGUGAUGACUGGAUUCAGAGGCAUCGCAGGAUUGUGCAGCAAAAUGCCAAUCAGUAUAAACGUGUUGCUUGGGCAAAGAUUCUUCAAACACUUUCUGUUCAAGGCGCGGGCAGCAGUGGUGACCUUAGCAGCAGUGGAGUCUCAAGAGCUAUGAUCAAAGAACGGUUUAAGUCUUUCAAUAUGCAAUUCGAAGAGCUUCAUGCCAAGCAAUCACAAUGGAUUGUACCUGAUCAAGAACUGCGAGAAUCCUUGAGGCUUGCUGUAGCCGAAGUUCUGUUGCCAGCCUAUAGAUCUUUUAUCAAACGCUUUGGCAAUCUUGUGGAGAACAACAAGAAUCCGCAGAAGUACGUUCGAUACAGCCCAGAAGCGGUGGACCAACUUCUAGGCCAGUUCUUCGAAGGACAGCAAUGGGCGGAGCAAAAGCGCUGAGCACGGAGAGGGACAGCAUGAGUACAGCCAGACGCCAAGCACUACCUAAUUUUCUUCUUUCAGAAAGCAUGCCUAAUUUUCUUUUUCAGCAUUUGGGUGGCUGACACGGCAAGUUAACGGGUGAAAAUGUGCUGGUGACGUUUUCCUGAUGGAGGUCUCAACUGUAUCGUGGCAUUGACCUGAAAAGGAAAAAGAAACCUACAUUGUGGGUUCACAAUCAGCAGCUCGAAUACUAAUCCUUCGCUGGUGCUGUAGAGUAUGUUUAAUGAGUAUAGACCUCUCUAUGGCAACAAAACAGUUUCCUAAGAUAGAUGAUAGUUGGAUCGGAAUGGCUUAAGCCUAAAUUCAGUA
Molecule: messenger RNA, 2493 nt
Organism: Panicum hallii
Lineage: Eukaryota; Viridiplantae; Streptophyta; Magnoliopsida; Poales; Poaceae
Product: exocyst complex component EXO70A1-like
Exons: 13
Coding region: 229-2142 (637 amino acids)
Biological process (GO): exocytosis
Cellular component (GO): exocyst
Molecular function (GO): phosphatidylinositol-4,5-bisphosphate binding
Source: RefSeq, a predicted model, not a curated record